Messenger RNA from Penicillium manginii, 645 nucleotides. RefSeq names its product gamma-glutamylcyclotransferase family protein. The transcript has a single exon. NCBI's taxonomy places the organism in Eukaryota, Fungi, Ascomycota, Eurotiomycetes, Eurotiales, Aspergillaceae. Bases 1 to 645 code for a protein of 214 amino acids. The record is from RefSeq and is a predicted model, not a curated record.
AUGGGCUCCCACGUCUGCUUUUUCUACGGUAAGUCCACCCCACCCCACUUCACACCACAUAUACCAAAGCUCACAAACCCAGGAACACUAAUGGCCCCCCAAAUCCUAUACCGCGUCAUCUACGGCCGCGUCGACCCAGAGCCCUGGCAAAAAGAGCUCCUGACAUUCCAACCCGCAAUCUUACACGGGUUCAAGCGCCAUCGUGUCCGGAAUCAUAGUUAUCCCGCCAUCAUUGCGGAAUCAGGGACUACCGCUUCUGACUCUGUAUCUACGGCACAAGAUGUCAAUGCCAACGCCAAUGCCAGUGCCAAUGCCAAUGCUGCAUCUGUGCUGGGGACUCUAGUCUCUGGUCUUACGGAUGGAGAUAUUUACCGACUAGAUCUUUUCGAGGGAGAUCCGUAUUCGAAGGUGGAGGUUAGUGUUCGGACGUUGCGGAGGGAUGGGAAUGAGAGUGGGCAGGGUAGUUUGUCGGAUGUACUUGAUGGUGUGGUGGGGAGUGUCGAUGUGCAAGGGGGAAAGGAGGUUGUUGCUGUUACUUAUGUGUGGAUUGCUGGGGAGGAAUUGCUUGAGGGGAAGGAGUGGGAUCUUGAGACGUUUAAGAGGGAGAAGAUGGCGAAGUGGAUUGCGGAUGAGAGUAUGUGGUAA